This is a messenger RNA of Dermacentor silvarum, 2331 nucleotides long. Its product is annotated as titin-like. The transcript has 14 exons. NCBI's taxonomy places the organism in Eukaryota, Metazoa, Arthropoda, Arachnida, Ixodida, Ixodidae. Bases 126 to 2225 code for a protein of 699 amino acids. The record is from RefSeq and is a predicted model, not a curated record.
CACUCCAGUCGCUGGCGUUCAGAGUAUGCAAUUUUUGAAGACGCCGAUACCCGCGACGCGCGUUCUUGUUCGUUCGAGCUUGUAUUAACUGCCGUCGGCCUCGGUCUGCAAGAAAGGCAGUUGAAAUGGGUGACUGGGAGUAUAACUGCCCUAAAUACGUGAACCUGGCCUCGAGCGCUGAAGAGAGCGUUGAUCAGCUUGAGCAAUACUUUGAGGUUGAUCAUGAAGAGGAGCAAACCUUUAGAAGGAUGACAAGAAGUGCCUCUGCUGCACUGGCAGCAUCAGCUGGGGCCCCAGCUGGUGCUCAAACUCAGCAACCAGGUCAUGACAAAGCGACCAGGAAACUUAAGAACCAGCACGAGCCGAAAGAGACAGAAUCUAACCCGGUACAUGAGCUGAAUGCCAAAUCUGUGUCCAGUACAGAGCAUACUUCGAGUAUUUUAGUGAACUCUGGGAAGGAGAAUGAUACUCAAGGAACUGCCCAGGCACAUGUUGCUCUGAAGAAGACAAAUAAAAGUUCAAAGGUUGUUUAUAGCAAACAAAGGCACCCUCUUCGAGUUCGCAAUGUCAUUGCCUCAUCCUGCAACAUUGCCCUGAGCAAGCAAAGAGCUUCUGCUGUGAAAAAGGCUUCAACUUCUGUGAAGAUGCGCACUGUAUUAGUAAGAAAACGUCCAGCUUCAUCAGCAGUAGGGAAACGUGAGGCUGGUCUGUCGCUGAGAAAGGAUGUAGCCACUUCCGCAGUAAAUAAGCAUGUUCAUACAGCAGUGAAGAAAUCUGUGCCUCCAUUAGCUGUGAAGAAGCAUGUAGUCCCUUCAUCGGUGAGACAGCAUGUACAUCCCUCAGCAAUUGGGAAGAGUGCUGCUGCUUUGUCGGGCCGGAAGGGUGCCAGUCCUGCACUGAGAAAGUCCACAGCUCCUCCAGCAGCACAGUGCCAAAGUUUGGCAGAAUUUGUGGGCAAAUUCCACAGCAAGACACCAACAAGGUUUCGACGGGUUCCAAAGGACCCAGGUGGACAACGCCAAGAUAUGGCAUUUAAAAAGCCCACAAUUCCUGUGACCCCAAAACUGGCUACACAGCUGCGAUCACGGACUGUUUCCUUGAGAGACCAAAAGCGAAAAGAGGAACUUGUCAACGUUUGUGCCAGCAAGCCAAAGAGGCCGAAGGUAGAGGCAGUGCAAGUCAACACAUGGGCGGCACCAGUGUCAAAACUGGCAUUGCAUGCCAAGAAAGCUGAAGAGAACCCCUUGGCUUCAAAUCUCGCACCAAAUCCACUGAAAACGAGGAAGCUUGCCAAGGCUGCAGCAUCAAAGCAGGUGUCGAGAAGGGUAACGAUUGCCAAGUCUCCAGCGUUUGCACUCAAGUUACGAAGCGAAACAUGGAAGCAAAGAAAGCAAAUGGAGAAAAGCACUUUGUACAUGCCGAACAAGGAUGAAGACCAAUCCCAAGAACAAACCAAAGUGAGACCAGAAAUGUUAAAACAUGUUGGCAAAAACAAGAAGUUGGACAAGAGGACUGUUACCAAGCAAAUCGAGCAGGAAGUUCACCCAAACAGAGAAAAUAAGCUACUAUACGAGUUCCACGCUGAGCCUGCACCAGAUCACAGAAAAGCAUUUUGCCCAAGAAGCAAAUCUGCGGCAGUCAACACAAAGCCAACAAAGCUUACCUCAGUUGAGGACCACCAGAAAUCCACAGAAAUAGAGAAAAAGAACGUUUCAGGAGGCAGGCCCGGAAAGAGCAACAUGGAUGAAACGAAAAGGUUAAAUGUGAAGUCAAGCCAUUUUCAGGCAAAGCCUGCACCAAACCCCAAUCGAGUCUUUCGUCCAAGGAACACAUCAGCGCCACCGACGAAACCACAAGCAUUCAGACUGGCCUCGGUUGAGAGGCAACAACGAAGCCUGCAAGAAAUUCCAAAAAAGUCAAGCCAUUUUCAGGCAAAGCCUGCACCCAACCCAAACCUCGUGUUCCGCCCAAGAAACAUAUCAGCGCCACCAACCAAACCAAAGCCAUUCAGGCUGGCCUCGGUUGAGAGGCACCAACAAAGCCUGCAAGAAUUUCAAAAAAAGAAGAAGCAAAUGGAGGUUGAGCGAAAGAAAAUGACAGAAUUUGUUGCCAGGCCAGUACCAAGAUCCCUGAGAGCUCGUUCCAACAGUGUGGAUCCUGGGGGUUAUGUUGAGGUCAAACAAGGAACUUCAGGUCACAUCAGCAGACCCCGCCGCCGUUGUUGACGCAUGAGCCAGGGAGUCAGGUCAAGAGCAUCGCCCCAUUUGGCCAGAUGCAAGAUUUUUGUGUUUUAAUAAACAUACAGCUGAAAAAGUCCUGAAAAAGGAUAUA